CCCGCAUCGUUUGCCCAUUCCGUGUCCAAACCCAAGGUAUUGGAGGGACCGCUGUACAUGGAGGAUCUGUCUCUCGUCUCCAUGGGGGAAAGUUGUCUUGAGGAUGAUUUUAAGUCCCCCAGAAGGAGGACCCCGUUAAGCGAAGUUCAACUUGAAGAAAUAGCACCAAGAUGUAAUGCUACCGGACCCCCUCUGUUAUCCCGAAUAAAGAAAAAGAUACGAUGUUCUGGGUCGACUGCAAGAUCCCAGUUGGUGAAAUUUAUUCCAAUCCUUGGCUGGCUGCCACAUUAUCGAGUGAAAGAAUGGCUAGUUGGGGACAUAAUAUCCGGUAUCAGCGUGGGGACCGUUCAGCUUCCACAAGGUCUUGCCUGGGGUCUCCUGGCUGGAGUACCCCCCGUGUUUGGUUUAUAUUCUUCAUUUUAUCCUGUAUUUAUCUACUCAUUAUUUGGAACAUCCAAACAUCUCUCUAUUGGUACAUUCGCUGUAAUGUCUGUGAUGGUGGCAACUGUCACGGAGUCGCUGGCUCCAAAUGAGAAUUUCCUGUUACCGGGCAACGAUUCCGUCAUCGAUAUAGUAGCGCGAGACCAGGCCAGGGUGGAAGCCGCUUCAGCGCUAUCUUUGCUGAUUGGCAUCUUUCAGAUCGCUCUGGGGCUGAUGCGGUUCGGUUUUGUUUCAAUGUAUCUCUCCGAUCCCCUAAUUCGUGGAUACACCACUGCCGCUGCCUUCCACGUCACGAUGUCUCAACUGAAAAGCAUUCUUGGCGUGGAGAUCAGUCAGAAAAGCCAACCUCUGUCUCUAAUUCAGGCUUUCGUCACUCUCUGCGCCAAAACACCCCAAACAAACAUUGGCUCGCUUGUUACCGGAAUCAUCGCCAUGAUUGUUCUGUUUACGGUGAAACUGCUGAAUGAGAAUUACCACUCAAAGAUCCGAUUUAUAAUACCGAUCGAGCUCAUUACGUUAAUUGUUGCCACUGGGAUAUCCUAUGGAGUCAAUCUGAAUGAAAAGUUUGGAAUGGAAGUUGUUGGGGACAUUCCAGUAGGGAUAAAAGCUCCAGUUGUACCGAACAUUAGCCUUUUUAGACACAUGAUCGGCAACGCGUUCGCCCUAGCUGUUGUCGUCUACGCCUUUAACAUAUCUUUGGCCAAAAUGUUUGCCAUUAAAUACGGCUACAACGUAGACAGCAACCAGGAGCUGAUGGCCAUAGGCAUCUGUCACACCGUCGGCAGCUUCUUCCAAUGUUUCAGCGUUGCGACCGCCAUGGCCAGAUGUUUAGUUUUGGAAAGCACUGGAGGCAACAGUCAGGUGUCUGGAUUCAUAUCCUCCCUGAUGAUCCUCGUCAUCAUUCUCAAGGCUGGCGAGUUGUUUGAAACGCUACCAAAAACAAUAUUAGGCGCGAUUGUUAUUGUGAAUUUGAAGGGUAUAUUCAUGCAGUUUUCUGAUGUCCCGGGGCUGUGGAGAGCAAACAAAACUGACUUGCUGGUCUGGAUAGUGACGUUCUUGGCUACUAUAUUACUGAAUAUGGACAUGGGGCUAGCAGUUUCAGUGGCUUUUUCCCUUGCGACAGUCAUUGCAAGAACACAACUACCUCAUUACUCCAUUCUUGGACAGAUUUCCAACACAGAGAUCUACAGAGAUGUCGAGCUGUAUGGACAGGUUACGGAAGUUCCGGGUGUAAAGAUAUUCCAAUCAUCGUGUACUCUCUACUUCGCGAAUGCUGAUUUAUAUGCUGACGCUCUAAAAAAGAUGUGUGGUGUAGAUUUGGACAAGCUAAUCAAGAUGAAGAAAAAAGCAAUAAAAAAACACAGAAGAAUACAGGAAAAAGCUAAGAAACAAAGGAAAAGUGGUGCCAAAGGCGAAAUAGAGAAUGAAUUAAAGGCUAUAUCUCCUGAACUUGCUGCAGCUACGAGGGCAGAAGACAAAAGUUUGAUAAAUGUCUCCGAAGAAACCGCUCCGGACUACUGGGGACCUCAUAAAUGUCCGUUCCACUCCCUAAUCCUGGAUUUAAGCACCGCCAGCUUUUUAGACACAGUCAGUGUUAAGGUUUUGAGAAACAUCAUUCGUGAUUUCCAGGAAAUUGAUGUGAAAGUAUACCUAGUUGGAUGUCAUGCUUCGGUCGUUAAACAGCUGGAACUGGGACAAUUUUUCAAUAACACGAUCGCCAAAGACCAGCUGUUUUCAUCAAUUCACGAUGCUAUAAGUUAUAUCUUCAGGAACUUGGAUCAAAGCAUAACCAUAGUCAAUGGAGGAGAUGUGGUUGACCUGUCUUGA
Molecule: messenger RNA, 2268 nt
Organism: Spea bombifrons (plains spadefoot toad)
Lineage: Eukaryota; Metazoa; Chordata; Amphibia; Anura; Pelobatidae
Product: solute carrier family 26 member 6-like
Exons: 18
Coding region: 58-2268 (736 amino acids)
Biological process (GO): transmembrane transport
Cellular component (GO): membrane
Molecular function (GO): chloride transmembrane transporter activity; bicarbonate transmembrane transporter activity; oxalate transmembrane transporter activity
Source: RefSeq, a predicted model, not a curated record